This is a messenger RNA of Dalotia coriaria, 4579 nucleotides long. Its product is annotated as terminal nucleotidyltransferase 5C. Lineage: Eukaryota; Metazoa; Arthropoda; Insecta; Coleoptera; Staphylinidae. The record is from RefSeq and is a predicted model, not a curated record. Bases 412 to 1854 code for a protein of 480 amino acids. The transcript is spliced from 2 exons. Gene Ontology annotation, molecular function: poly(A) RNA polymerase activity; RNA binding. Gene Ontology annotation, biological process: mRNA stabilization.
UGUGUGCGCAACCGAUCCGUCCACCGCUGCUCGCUCGCUCGCCGCCUUUCCUCGAGUCAAACUGUUGCCUCGUCCCAGUGCGGCAUGUGCUAGUGACGCGUGCGGUUGGGCCACACGGAACGUUCCGACCAGCAGCAGCAAAGCAGGCAGCCAGCAGUAGUUUUCAACUCUCCGACAUUCAUUCGAGCUCGCAUCCGUGCACGAUUCAGAUCCUGCACGUACCUACGCACAAGUCCACUGACGAGGUUCGUGCUCCGUCCAUUCAGGAUACAGCAGAGACUCUCGAAGUGCGUCGAACUUUGCUGCGAAAACUUUGCACAAAGUGGAGUGGAAUUAAAAAUAAAAUAAAACGCAUCGCAGUUUAAGUAUUGUAUUAGAAUAGUGCCGUUUGUCUUUGACUUGGACAGCAAGAUGUCCAAGAAACGCGAAAUUGCAACCAUGACUACGGAAGAAAAGGAUGUGGAUAUGAAUACGGAUGAUUCGGGCAACAGUUGCGGCAGCAGCGUCGUCUCCGAUCUCAGUGGUCCAUCCGAUCAGAUUGAUCUAUUCGAUGGUGAUGGUGUGCAGGUGUCUGAUCUCGAAGAGGUCGAUUCACCCUUGCCACUUAUGCAGUGUGGACCUAUGAAUAAUACUGAAGAACAUCAUCACCAACACCGCAUCGCCAUGGAGAAAGACAAGGACGUGGAAUCUCAGCAAAGACUGGCCGUGUUGAGUUACGAGCAAGUGCGGCGGCUCAAUGAUGUUAUGGAUGAAGUGGUAGCAAUUCAUGGACGUGGUAACUUUCCGACCAUCGAGGUACGCCUUCGUGAUCUGGUGACGGUGGUGCGUGGCAAGUUGGAAGCUGAUACGGCUGCCGGCGGCGCCGGUAUGAAAGUGCGCGACAUACGUUUGAAUGGCGGCGCCGCGUCGCACGUCCUCGCCAUCGAAUCGCAGCCAUACAACGAUCUGGAUCUCAUCUUCGGCGUGGAAUUAGCAACGCCGCGUAACUACGACCGCGUUAAAUCCGCCGUUCUCAACUCGCUCUACGAUCUGCUACCUGAAGGCGUCAGUCGUAAACGCAUCUCGUCCUGCAGCAUGAAAGAAGCUUACGUGAGCAAAAUGGUAAAGGUGAAUAACGAUGGUGAUCGCUGGUCGUUGAUUUCGCUUGGAACCUCUCGUGGUCAUAAGAAUGUUGAGUUGAAGUUUGUUGACACGAUGCGACGGCAGUUUGAGUUCUCCGUUGACUCCUUCCAGAUUGUUCUCGAUUCGUUGUUACUAUUCUACGACUGCAGUGAGUUGGAGAUUAGCGAGAAUUUCUAUCCGACUGUUGUUGGCGAGUCUGUGUUUGGAGACUUCCAGGAGGCGCUUUACCACUUGCAGAACAAACUGAUCUCAACGAGGCACCCCGAGGAGAUCCGCGGUGGUGGCCUGCUUAAGUACUGCUAUCUGCUAGUCAAGAACUACCAGCCGGCGCGGCCCGAAUGGAUCAAGUCACUACAGCGUUACAUGUGCUCGCGAUUCUUCAUCGACUUCCCCGAUAUCAAUCAACAGAAGGCAAAGCUGGAGAACUACCUGUGGAACCACUUCGGCGGACCCGAGGAGGAAGCGCUCAAGCACCAGUACCUGAUGCAUCUGCACGAGGUCGUCGAAGAGUCCACCGUUUGUCUCAUGGGCCAUGAACGGCGUCAGACGCUUUCACUCAUCGACAACCUUGCAUGGCAGGUGUUGUGUUUGGACCAACAACGGCUGAUGGCUCAACAACAGCCGCAGGGAGCUUACGUCUACAGUUACAUUUAUCCAGUGGUGCCGGCCAAUUAUAACUACGCCGCUCCUGGUUGCACGUGCCACGCCGCCUGGAUGCCGUGCUCGACGUGAUGCGGGUAAAGAGCCUGCCGCCCGGAGAGAGAAGACAUUCCGUCCGAGAGUCGGCUCGCUUGCGUCGCGCGCCCAAGUGAACCCGCACUCCGUCGGCCGCGCGAACACACUCUGCAACUACUCUGCACCAACAAAUGUAAACACGCAAUCAAACUGAAACUACCUGAAAAGCGGAACGCGAUUGUCGCAUGCAAACUAAAGGACUGAGGUCUGGUACGUAGGCCACAAAACAUUUACUUAACACUUAAGAAAAUCCCAUGCCACAUUCUUCUUGACGUCACAUGUCAUCCAUCUUGAAAUAUCGCUUUUCAACACAUCUAGACAAAUCUAGAGAGAAAUCAAAUCGAAAUCUGAUAAACAUGUAUAAAUCAUUCCGCAUUUUAGUAUGUUUACUCUUAAUUAUACUUCUUGUAAUGAAUAUAGAGAUGAUGUUAUAAAAAUGAUAAAUGUAGGCCUAUCCUAUGUAAUUAAUUAGGCUCUAGAAGUUAUUACAGAUAAGCAGAAAUAUACAUUAUAGUGAAACAAACAAAAAAAUCUACAAAAUCGAUACAAAUCGUGUAAAACUCAAUGAGGCUGAAUGAAAAAAUAUUGAAAAUUACUUUCGAUGCAUCAUUGGUGUGUGGCUGUGAACACGUUUAAAAUAAACACAAAAAAAAUGUUAAAAAAAUUGAUAACAAAACGCAUUAUUGGGUUGUGUAACCAUUUAAUUUACGACUAUAUACUAAUUUCUCUAAGUACUAUAUUAUUAUUGUCGUUGUAGCACGGAAAAGAGAGUCGAUAACCGAAAUUUGCAAACAAAACACGGUAAACGUUGCUUCAUUGAGACUUGGGUAAUAAAUCGUUCGAUUGGACGCAUGACAGCAAAAAAGUUGCAAACGAAAUAUGCCGAAGUUGAUUUGUAAUUUCCAUUCCACUGCAAAAACCGCACGCGUUCGUCGAACUUUUCAAAUUAUUCAAAUCGUUAUGUGUCAAGACUGAUUUUUCUCGUGAUUUCGUUGCUUAAUUUGUAGAAUUAAUGCAUUUUAUUUAACUUAAAAUCAGAAUUCAUAUUUUUUUGUUUUAGAUAUUAAUAUUAAAUGCGUUGUUUUUGAUUUUGAUUUGGAUUUGCAUUCGUGAAAAGAAGCUUUAUUUAUCUCUGUUGUUUUUUUAUAAGCGGUUCGACCGAACGCGUUUUUCGUUUGUAUUAGUUUGCAAUUGAAACAGAAAAACAAGCAAAAAAAAAACACGAAACAACGUCGCCCGAUCGCAAUAAGUAUUAGCGUUUAUUCGAUGAUAUGAAAACGUUGUAUACACGUAAUAAUUGUAAAUAUCCUUAUUAUCUAUUACUACUUAUUAAAUCAAUGUUGUAAAUGGUUUCGACCACACUCAGCUGUAUUGAAUGAAGACAAACAGUGCAUGGAAACAUAUUUUCAGAUACAACUUCUUGGUGUCAUCAAGUGUAUAUGUUAUUCAUUAAUAACACAUAGAGCAGAGAUAUAAAUAAACUAUAAAAAUAUAUAAAUGAUGUUGACAAAUUUUUAAAUGAAACUGUUUUAGACAACACGAUAUGUGGACACAUACAUGAUGAUAAUAAAUGAGAAACAAAACAAAAAACAUAAAGAUAAUGGCAUAAACAUAUUUUAGAUAAAAGAUUCAACGUUUGUAUAUUAGAGCUACGAGUAAUUGUAUCGUACAUAAAAAUAUAUAUAGUUUGUUAUUGAAGAAUUUAAAAACAAAAAGCAGUAAAACUGAUUAAGCUGAUGAUAAUUCAACCCAGAGACAUGAUUCAAUUAUUUGUUAUAUUGAGAGAAACUGAUUACUUGUUGAAUAAGUCAAGAAUGAAGUACAAAUAUCAUUAACGCAUGCCAAACAUUCGUAUUGUAUUGUUAAUUAAAGCAUAAAUUCUUUGCCACACACAUCGCAAAUAUUUUUGAGCAAAGAAUACAAGCGAACGAAAUCAAAGCCGGCCUAAUAUUCAUCUAUAUAUAUUUUCUGUUUCAUUUCGAAUCGAAUGCCUUGAUUACGUUGCCUAAAAGUUAGAUUUGUAACAUUGAAUGUACUUACUUAUGACACAAAAAAGGGUAACUGACUGAAAACUAUUAGCGUGAAAAAUACAUUUGUCAGGAAGAGUUGUUUUGAUGAAUCUAUUUUCACUGCAAACAUAACCACAAUAUAUCUACAUAUAUAUGUAAACUACUACUAUUCAUUUAUUAUCUACUGUAAUAAUAAAUAAUGAUUAAAUUAAUUAUAAUUACGAUUUCCAUGCAGCCGAGGCAACAUUCACAUCGAGACCGGAAGGCGAAAUUAAUCUCUAGAAACAUUUUAGUAGCUAUUUAAAAAAACGAUGAACGAUGAUACACAUAUAUUACAUAUUUAGAAAGUAUGUUAAUAUCUAUCUAUUUUGAUCGAUGUCGAUCGCAAAUAUUGUAUGUUAGGAAACAAAUCGGCAAACGAAUGAAAUCUCCCAACAUAAUGGAACACAAAACGGGCUCUAACUGUAAUAACGUAUUGUACAUUUCUAUUUGUUAAAAAAUGUGUAUUGUAAUGUAAUCUAAUUCCGAAUGAUAUGAUGCUGGAACGUACGACAACCUGCGAUUAAAUUGAUUUGUGUAUUACACGUUUAAGUUCUUGUAAAACAAGUGAUUACAUGAGAUUGAUGAAAGUAAGUCGAUGCAAAAAAAAAACACUGAAUAUUAUAUAUUGAUGAAUGAAAAUGUUGAAAAAAUUAAAAACAUGUACAAAAAUA